Molecule: messenger RNA, 2501 nt
Organism: Adelges cooleyi (spruce gall adelgid)
Lineage: Eukaryota; Metazoa; Arthropoda; Insecta; Hemiptera; Adelgidae
Product: glyoxal reductase-like
Exons: 6
Coding region: 405-1310 (301 amino acids)
Molecular function (GO): oxidoreductase activity
Source: RefSeq, a predicted model, not a curated record
UGUGUUGCACGAUCAUUAUUUAUUACAGUUAAACCAUACUAGUAGGUUGUUUGUAUUAUUUUUAAAACGUUAUAUUAUGUAUCUUAUUAUUAUCGUUUAAUAUUUUUUAAGAUAAAUAAAAAAAGUUUAAGAUUGACAAAAUAUGAGUUGUCAAAUUGGUAUUCAAAAAUUUGCGCGCUUUCUUAAGCCUGGUAGCGCUUGAUCGUACAGUGGGUAAUCCCGGCGUAUCAACAUUAUUAUCAGUUAACUGUUAUCAUAAAUUCAAUUUUCACAUUUUCGUUUUUCAAACAUUUGAAUAGUUUUCAAUUUUCAUUUAAUCAGUGAAAAUCUUUUUUAUUUUACUAAUUGUAAUCGUUUUUGUUAAAAAAUCCUAUUAUUCAACUAUUAUCGAGAACUGCAAAAGCAUGACUUCCGUUGCGAAAACACUUUGGCCUUUGAAUACGCCAGGAGGACAUCAUCAAAUUCCAGCCAUCGGUUUCGGCACUUACACUAUCAGCGAUAGGGCUACGAUACUUAAAGUUUUAGACGUCGCAUUAGGUGCCGGUUAUCGUUUGAUCGACACCGCAGCAGUCUAUCACAAUGAACAUUACAUCAAAGACGCUCUCAAAGUCUUGUUACCAAAGUAUGGCCUGAGCCGAAAAGACAUAUUUAUUACGUCAAAAUUAGAUCCUCGUGAUCACGGAGACGAAAAAACCGUUGGAGCCGCUGUACAAAGAGCUUUGGACAAUCUCGGUACUGACUAUUUGGAUUUGUUUUUAAUCCAUUGGCCCGGAACUGGCCGCAUCAGCGCCAAAAGUCCUGAUAAUGUCAAGCUUCGUAACUGUACGUGGAAGGCUCUGAUGAAAAUUCAUGACAACGGCAAUGGUCCCCUAAAAAACAUUGGUGUGUCCAAUUACACAACGAAACAUAUUAAAGAAAUACUGGCGGAUCCCACCAAUAUUGUUCCUGCCGUUAAUCAGGUCGAGUUUCAUCCGUAUUAUCAACAAUCAGCCGAAUUUCAUAAAACGUGCCGCGACGCCAAAAUCUUGCUUCAGGCUUACUGUUCUAUGGGCGGAUCGGCCGGAAAAAACUCACUGCUCAACGACCCGGUCGUCAACAUUAUUGCACAAAAGCAUUCGACCAGUGCCGCUCAAGUGUUGUUACGAUGGGGUUUUCAAAGAAAAUACGCGAUCAUUCCCAAAUCGACAACUCCGGAAAGGAUUCGAUUGAACAUCGACGUCGACUUUGAACUCGACACACAGGAUAUGGAAAGUAUAAACAAUAUCAAGCACGUGGAAAAAUUUGCUUGGCAACCGGAAGACGUCGUUUGAAUAAAAACCAAUAUUGUUCACUUACUAAAUCCUUUUAAUUAUCGUUUUACAAAUGUUGUACCUGUCAAUUUUUCAAUGCCUUUUUUUUACAAACAUUUUUUCUAGUAAAAUGUUUUAUUAUUGUGUAAAGCUGGUUAAGUUAAACCGCUAGUUGUUGUUGUAAACGUUUAAAGAUGUAAUUGUUUUAGAACAGUUUAUUGUUUAAGAUUUAUUUUUAAAAACGAACGUUUACUUUUAUUAUUAAAACGGUUUAGUUGUUACGAAUUUGAUCGCAAUACAGAAAAACAAAUAUUAUAAUAGUAUAUAAUCAUUUUGAACGGAAUAUCUGUUUGUAGCAUUAUACAUUCUACAAGAUUUAUUACGAUUGUACCUAAGAUAUAUAUUUUUGUGGAACAAAUUUAAUGGUGUUACAAUAAUCAAAUUAUAGGUGGCUAUUAUAUUAUAUAAUUUACUUAAUUAAAAUUGUUAUAAAACAUUAAACUGACUAUUCUGAAUAUUUUCUAGAGUAAGAUUAAUAUUUAUGUUAGGUACAAAGUUAUACAUUUAUACAAAGUGGUAUUGAAAACGUAAAAUUGUUUUUAAUUACAAAUAGUUAUUGCGUUUUAUACACAAUUUGUUUUUUAAGUCCCAAUUAAAUACGUCAUAUUAUGUUUAAAUAUAAUCUAUCUACAUUAUUAUAAAAGUCAAAUACUUUUCACCUUUUUUGUUUUUAAGCAAAUAGAUUUUGUAUAGUAAGUCAAAAAGCCGAGCACAAACUUAGUUAGUUAAAACUAAAAAACAAUUUUCAUAUCAUUUUUUAAUUUCAAUUUAUACCAAUUUAUAAUCUUAUAUUUUUUAAUUAUUCAGUUUUAUUUUAAACACCUAAAUAAAAAAUUAACAGUUAAAUAUGACUAAUGUAAAUAGUUUUUUUUAAUUUGUACGAAUUGAAUAGUACAUCAAAUUUUUUUUCAAUUUUUCAUUGGAUUGAAAUUACAAUUUUGUUUAUUACCAGUUUUUAUUUUAAAUAGUAUUUUAAUUUUUUUUAAUGUUAUCACCUAAAUUUGGAUUUUUAAUUAAAUAACCCACAGGUUGGCCUGCAAAUCCAAGGACAUCUUUUAAUCGAACACCAUUUGUCAAAUUUAAAACAACUUUGCAAAAAGUAUUUUUACAUUAUGUUUGAAAGUGGGUUGAAUGUUUUUAGUAGAGUAGAGU